Molecule: messenger RNA, 1702 nt
Organism: Dicentrarchus labrax (European seabass)
Lineage: Eukaryota; Metazoa; Chordata; Actinopteri; Moronidae
Gene: emb
Product: embigin
Exons: 9
Coding region: 87-1007 (306 amino acids)
Source: RefSeq, a predicted model, not a curated record
GGGCUGGUUAGACGAUGCAGCAGGCAGCGAGAGGAGAGAGAACGAGUUAGAAACCUGCCUACAGAGAGGACAGAGGGAUAAGAAUCAUGUCAGCCUCCUGGAAGCAGCUCUUUUUUCAGAUCCUCCUGCUUCUCAUCUCCUGCAGACACAUCAAUACAAAGACACCUGGCCCAACGCCCCCGCCACUGGUUCCCAACAGUCCCCUGCCAACAGAUGUGAAGAGUGUUGUUCUGAAAGGUGAAAGUCACACUGAGGAAGUUGAACUGUUGAGCCCCGUUGAACUGGCACUGGAGUGUACGUGGACUGGUAGUCAGACAAAACUACCAAACAUAACCGGGUUCUGGAGAAAAGAUGGGGAAGAAAUUGAGAGCAGUCGCCGCACAGUGCAGUUGGAGAAUGAGCAGUAUAAUCUCAGACAAGUAUUCAACAUCGUCAGUGAAGAAGACCUUGGAACCUACUCAUGCGUGUUUGGAGGUGAAGCAACAAUAGACUUUGUUUUGGCAGGUCCACAGAUUAGUGAGGUGCGAGAUAAGCCGAUAGUCAGCUACGUGGGGGACUAUGUGGUGAUGACAUGCAAAAUGGAAGAAGCCAAUCCAAUGCCCAGCACCUGGAACUGGUAUAGAGCAAAUGGUACAGACAAGGAGCAAAUCUUUGCAGAGCCUCAACGGUAUGAAAUCAAGAAUGAAGAGAGAAAGACCAAACUGCUAGUGCACAACCUGACAGAGGCCGACUCUGGCUUGUAUUACUGCGGUGCCGUGUACGCCAUCAGCACCGCGAUGGGCCAUGUGGAACUCAAGGUCAUCACCUUCUACGAGCCUCUCAAGCCAUUCAUAGCCAUCAUGGUCGAAGUGAUCGUCCUGGUCGCCGCCAUUCUGCUCUACGAGAGGAGUCAGUCCAAGAAAAACCCCACAGCAGGAAACCAGACGAAUGACCAAAAUAACACACUGACACAGGGAGAAAGUAAUGGAUCAGAGGGAAGUUCUUCAACAAGACAGCGGAAAGUAUAAGACUGAAAUACUUACCCAAAACCCAACAGAUCCAAGCUUCUCUAAAACUGUUGACAAAUUUUUAUUUGUUUUCAAAUGUGAAUGAUGCUUUAAAGCAAUAUCUCAUCAACUAUUUCAAGAAUAUUUUCACAAAACAAAUUGCCACCACUUUGAUACAUCGUACACAAUCGGUUCACUGGGAGAUAUGUUUUCUAUUUUAAGGGACAGUGUUGUUAUGAUGGCUGAAAGAGCAAAGCAUUUAUGUGUUUUUCAGUUUUCACUUCCUGUGGAAAAACUGCCUCACAUCACUUUGACUUUCUGUCAAAAAGAAAGUGCAUUUUCCUUUUUUUGGCAACCUCAACUCCUCUUUACUUAUCUUUUUUAUGCAUUAUGGUUUGUGAGCAGUGCCUUACACUCUUUAAAAAUAAGCACUUAACUAACCGCUCAUACUGUGCUGUGCUUUUGUCACUUUUUACAGGUUUUUCCUGCAAUAAUGUGUGCCUGAAAUGCUUCAAAUUACCUUAGUAACGUGUAUAUCAAGAUAAAUCAUCAUAUAUAUGCAGAUACUUAUGUCGUUUUCAUGUUAAUCUAUCAUCAGAUGGUUACAAAAGUCCUAUUGUCCUCUAAUCAUGACUUCAACUGUAUCAACCUGCACUUUACCUAUGAGGUGUACCACUGUAUAUGUAAACAAACAAAUUAAACUACACAAAAUCUCA